AAGUGCAGGACUAAAUUUUAUAUGGCAACAACAAAACAAUAACAAUAUGGAGGCAUUCUAAAUAGUUAAUAGUAGAUAUGAGCAUUUAAAUUGUAAUUAUAUAAAGGCGUUUUUAUUUGCUUUAGAAAAUGGAUUUUCUGGGAUCACUGUUUUCAAGAAAACCCAAAAAUGCACAAAAAGAAAGUGAAUCAAAUGACACUAGAGAUGAAAAGGAAGUAGUUGAAAAGAAUGAUAAACCUAAAAGGGAAGAGAAGUCAUCAUCAAGAGAAAGUAUCAUACAGCAGAAUGAUGAUAGUAAUGAUGAUAACAAUGAAGUUGAUGAAGACUUUGAAGCAGAAGUGGAUGACCUCAUUGAAGAUAGCGAUGAAGAGGAUGAAUCAAUUUCAAGUGAAGAUGAAAGACCUGAAUGGAAUCAACCCAAAAUAAGAGGGGCAAGACCACCUCAUCCAUUGACUGUUACACAUGUCAAUCAGACUUCAGAUUUGCAGAGAUUAAAAAAUAUAGCAACAACAGGUGAUGCAGAGAAGCAGAGUUCUGAGGAAUGGCUUAUCUCCCAUAGCAUCUCACAUUUAAAAAUUAGUUUAAAAGAUUUAGUGGAUAAAGGAAAAAUUGGACGCCUUCAUCCUGAUCAGCAGACUGGCAAAGUUACACACCACAUUCAGUUUGAUGCUUAUGAUGUUAAUGAAUUUGAAUAUAAACUAAACCUGGCAAUAGAAAUGUAUACAAACAGAAUCAAAUGGUUGUUGCAAGGAAGUAAAAGGAUGUUUGGUAAUGUAAUGGGUAAAAGAGUGGCCUUAUGUGUGGAUACAUCAGAUGCCAAUUUGGGAUUUGGGAGGCAAACAGCUUUUCAAGAGUCUCUUCUUCACUUAAUAGAUGAGCAGCUGUCCAAUCGAGGAGGUAUUUACUUGGCCAACUUUGGAACGGAAGUUGAAUCCUUGUGGCCUGUGGUUAGAGAUGUUAAUUUUUAUAUUGUGGAAGAGGCCAAAGACUGGACCAUGAAACUCCACAGCUCAGGUGGCACAAAUCUCCUGAAGGCCAUGAAACAUGUGAUGAAGAUACCAGCUCUUGAUUCUAUUGUUUUAGUGUUAGGAAGUGUCCCCGAUCAACCAUCUGAUAUACUGUGUGACUUUAUAUAUCAGAUGGGAGUUGGAAAGGGAAUAGUUCUCCACACAGUGGCAUAUGAUUGUAGCAACAGUCAAACUAAUGUUACCUUGAAAAAAUUAGCAGAAUCUUCAGGUGGCAGAUAUCAUUGCUAUGCUGCUAGUUCUGAGGAACAAAUCUACACCAGUACAGAUAUUAGUCUGCUGCUGGCUGAGAUAAGAGAAGCCCAGGAAAUUAUCAAUAAGAUAAAAGAAAUGAGACAGGGAAUGAUGGGAAGUGCUAUUAUUAGCAUAAUGAAUGAGAUAACAACUGAGGUGGCCAAACUCCCACACUCACGCUUCCUGCCUCGGCCACCAGGCCAUGACCUUCCUCUCAGGCUGGAUGUGCCAAAUUUUCACCCCAGAACUUCUCAGGAAUGGCUGAAUCAACAUGGUCUCAAAGCAAGAAAGCUGGACCUUUAUCAAAUUCUAGCUCCUAAUGCUUACUCCUACAGAGAAGAGUUUAUUCCAGUGAUUAAAAAAGCUGUACAAUCACAAGUACAUGAGAAAGCCAUGGUCCAGUUUACUUGGCAUGACGGGUCACUAAAGAAUCUUCACGUAGACAUGACUCAGUUGUUUGAGUAUCAGAAGCAGCUCAGUGAAGCUGUGACCCUGUAUGAGAAGAGAAUUGACUGGCUGGCUUCUGGCAGUCGCAGGCUCUUUGGGUCAGUCUCUGAGCACAACGUUGUUAUCCUUGUUGACACCUCAGUGAGUAACCUCAAUUAUCUGAUUCACAUUCAACAUUCACUUCGUCUGUUGAUGGAGGAGCAGAUCGCCAACAAAGAUUACUUUAACAUAAUUGCAUUUGGCAGUAAGACCAGGGCUUGGAUGCCAACUAUGGUUCGACCUACAGCAGAAAAUUUACAAAAAGCUUGGAAGUGGGUGCUUGAAUUACAAUGUGGAGGCAGUCGCAACUUUCUGUCUGCGUACAGAACAGCUGUAGAGAACGAUGAGGAGAUCAAACAUAACAUUUUUGUGCAAGGAGUUUACUUGUUCACCAGUGGCAUCCCUGACCAGGUGCCUGAGGUUGUCACAAGCUACAUAGAAGAGGCCAGCUCUGGGAGGAAAGUCAAGCUGCACACCAUUCUGUUCAAUGUGGAUGACUAUGAUGCUAAUGGGGCAAUCCCUGGUCGCUAUGCCAACAUCACCCGCACAGCUGAAUGCCUGAGGAAUAUGGCCCAUAUCAGUGGAGGAAGAUUUCAUUGGUUCAGAGAGACUGGCAUCAUAGAAAAUGAUGACAUACAAGCUAUAAACUCAGAGAUAGACAAGGCUCUGAAUUUCUCCCGCAAAUGUGCAAUGUUAGUUCAGUCAGUCAAGAAAAAGUACAGAAACAGAUAUCAAGGUCAGCCUGACAUGAAAGCCAUUCAAAGCAAAUCCUCCCAGAGACACAUGCACUGCAUACCCCAACCAGAAACACCAGCACCAUUCAUGGCACUACCAGCCCCAUCACCACCAACAGUGGCACCAACAAAAUAUAUUUCUUAUGGUAGUUCCAGUCAGCAGGCUGGAGAUUCACCAGACAAAGUUACACACAGGGCCAUUUCUUACAGACCUUCUAGUGCUUGUAAUAAUGUCAACCCUAAAGAAGGAAAAUCAAUCAGUUUACACCAAAGACCAUCCUCUGCAAGAGAUCCCAUGCUGAGAGUUAGAAACUUACAGCGAGGUCAAAUGUCAACUCAGCACUUCUUUUUGGAAAAUAAAAAACAUGACACAGGGGCUGUGAUAAACAAAUAUUCUCUGCAAAAAUCUGUCAGAAAAAAAAUUCCCCACCUGACUUUACCAGAACAAGAGGAUUCCAUCACAACAAAGGAGUGGCUUCGUGUGUUUAGUCUGAACAAACUGAAACUUGACCUAAAUAAAAUGGUGUCAGGACCAGAUUGUAAACAUGAAGAGAAAAAUGUCAAAAUUCUAAACAAAGCUAUAGCAGCCAAAGUAUACCCUGAUGUCUUUCCAACUGUAAAUGUGAAGGGAACAAUGAAGUACAUGCAGCUCUUACCCCAUGAGUUAGAUGAAUAUGAGACACAACUAGAGAAAGUUUUAAGGCGCUAUUUAAAGAGACUUCAGUGGCUCCUAAGUGGAAGUCGUAGGGUGUUUGGCACAAUAGUUCACAAGCAUGUGGCAUUUUUAAUAGACACAUCCGGUUCUAUGGAGCCAAAGAUUGGGGAACUAAAAAAAGAACUGGCUACUCUAGUGUGGGACCAGCUACAUAAACUUGAUGUUUCGUUCAACUUAAUCAGUUUCUCCAGUAAAUGUUUAGUUUGGAGAGAUGCUGUUCAGAAACCUACAGAAAAGAACUGCCAUGACGCCAUUAGAUGGGUGUCAGAGCUUUUACCCAAUGGCAACACCUGUACAUUAGAAGCUUUACAACUUGCAUUCCGUGACCCUGACAUCGAUGCUAUUUAUAUACUGACGGAUGGCAAACCAGACACAAGCACAUCCCUGGUCUUGAGAGAAGUGGCAAAGAUGAAUGAGAAAAGGAAUUUAACUGUCAAUACAAUAUCUUUCAACUGCACUGACAGCACAGCAAACAACUUCAUGAGGCUGCUAGCCACUGAGACUGGAGGAAGGUAUCAUCGCAUCCAUGAAGAUUUUGAUGCUCAACUUUUUAUCCAUAAACUUCUGUCUGAAGGUUUUGAUGACUGUGAGUACCCUCACUUGCCAACAUUUGAAGGAGACGAUCUAAGGAAGUUGGGGGCAGAAAUAUCACAAGCUCGCAAAUAUUUGCAGCAAGCAAGAGUUUACAAAGCACUGUACAAGGCUAAAGCCACUCAGGGGGCAGAGAAGGCAAACACCAUCAAACCUGGGCCAGCACCAUUUCUAGUGGGCAAGCCAAGAGUGAUUCCAGCUUUAAAAUGUUAGCCUAUGCUUCUGUACAUGCUCAAUGUUUCACAUGUUAUUUAUUUUUUGUAGGAUUUGAUGUUAGAUUUUUAAAGCCAAAUUAUUAAAAAAAAAACAGAAUUGUAUAAGUGAAUGUAAAAUGUUUUUAAAGUGCACUAAUAUACUGCUCAGGCAGAACUUCGUUAAUUUCUGGAUACAAUUCUUAUUAUCCUUUGUUGAGUUCAUGUAGGCCUAAUGUUUGUAUGUAAAAAAAUCAUUUUACCAUAGUGCACAACAAAAACACACCUAGUAGUGUCUGAUUGGAGAAAUAAAAAAAAAAAUAGUCUAAUUAUCAUUCCUUCAGAGGUUUAGAUUUAAGCCUAUAGACAAAUAGUGGGGCAGUGAGACAUUUCUGCAGCCUUAUUUUUAACUCUAUUGGUUUUAGGUUGUGAUACAUGAGAAAAAAUAGGUGGAUUGUACCACCUGAAUUUUUAUGGCCCUUCUAAGAAAUGGUCUUUUCCAUUAGUGGUUUUACCCUUUUGACAUGAAAUAAUUUUCUUUGACAAAUCUUACAUUAUUACUGCAGUUAUGUAGAUAGCAUUUUAACUUAAUUUCUCAAGUAAUGCCAAGUGUGGUGGCAUAGCUUGUAGGUGCAGGGUCACCUACAAGCUAUGCCACCACACCAAGUGCCAAUAUUUACUGUUGUUACUGUACAAUGCAAAUUUUAUGUUAUUUAUAAUACCUGUUAUUUAACUUCAAUGUCAAUUUAUGCUAGAUUUUUACACAUUUUAAAAUAAUAUAUUCUUUUAGUAAUGUAUGUUUUUAAACAAUUAUAUAAAAAACAAAAAAACUAUAAAAUCAUUACUCUGCACAGCUGUUAAGCAUAUGAAUGACAAUUUUAACAAUUAUUUUAAAGUAUUUUCAUGUUGUGUUUGUCUCUAUGUUAAUACUUGUUUUUUUUUACAAGUGAUACAAUUUACCAUUGGUGUAGACUACAUAGUGGUUAACACAAUCUGAUCCAUUGGUCAGUUUCUUAUUAGUGUAUUUUUUAAUGGAAGAUCUCAUUCUAAUCUUGGUGGAUUCUAAGUUAAACAAAGAAAAUUAUAUAACACAAUAAUGUUUUUAUGAAUGUUUUUGUCUGAAAGAAUCAAUAGGCCUACAUUUUUCUUCAAACAUAA
Molecule: messenger RNA, 5134 nt
Organism: Physella acuta
Lineage: Eukaryota; Metazoa; Mollusca; Gastropoda; Physidae
Product: von Willebrand factor A domain-containing protein 3A
Source: RefSeq, a predicted model, not a curated record